GUAAUUUUCAGGUGCCAAUUCUUGAUAUCAAAUGACCGAUUUAGCUUUUUCCUGCAAAUGAGCAGAGCUUGGCGAGAAAUUUUGGGUGUGGGAUUUUCGGAGUAGACAUGAAAACUUGUAGAAGCCUUUAUCUGAGCCCGCGAAUUUUAUUUCCGGUGUUGAUUCUAACGAUUCUCCGCCGAGUCAGCCCCAACUUGGUAUCCCCGCUGUGUGAACUCAGCUUCAAGGACAGGAACAAGGUUUAUCAAUACAGCUUGGCUUCUCCAGUGCGUACGUAUCCGUAUGGCAUUCUCAGUGAAGAUGGGUUUUAUAAAGUGGCUGUUAAUGGGACCGUGCUUUGGUUUCAGCUUUGCAGUUCAAUGAUAUUCAACCACGAUAUACCUUUAUGUGUCGACUGUAAGGACUGUGGGGGUCAAUCACAUUGUGGUAUGGGUUGCAGUGCACUCGUGUCUAACAAGUAUGGAGGCUAUCCUGUUUGUACCACUCUUGGUCAGCCUUCAAGUACACUCAUUGAUAUCCGUGAUAAAAAGAGUCCUCAUGCAGGUAUCAUUGUCAAGGUGACUAACAGUGGCCCAAAGCAUAACUGUUCACUUUCUGUGUCAGUCAUUUGUAAUUCAAAUGGAGUCCAAGGUCCGAGGACCUUGGAGAAAGUUGGGUUUUGUGAUUAUAACACAGAGUUGAAGCAUCCGUUGGGUUGUGCGAAGGUUAUAUCCUCCAAAGGAAGCGGAUUCGGAUUUGGCACCUUCAUGAUCCUAAUCUUAUGCCUCUUUGGAGGUUACAUUCUAGCUGGUGCAAUUUACCGGUACUUCUUCCUGCAUGUUCGUGGCAUUGAUGUAAUUCCAAACUUAGAGUUCUGGGCCAGCUUACCACACAGGGCACAGAGUUUGUAUCACUCUUUAAUACGGAGAUUCAGAGGACCUUCCUAUAAUUACAGAAGCUCGUAUUCACCCGUUAACUUUUGAGCUCCACCGGCUGCCAAGUUUUUUAUGUGGAUGAGAAGUAGAUUUUCUAGCUGGCAUCUGGAGGAUUGUGUUUUUUUGUGUGCAACUUUUGCUAUUUUCAGGAAGCCACACUUAAUUUGAUAAACUUUUUGUGCUUUACUUGUGAAUUACUUCAUACAGAAAUAUUUGUGAAUUGUGUAAUUCCUUGAUUUUCUUGGUUGAACUUUUUGUGUAAUUGACCUGAAAUGGUUGGCACAAAACUGUCUUGUGGUACUUAAAAGUUAAAACUGGCCAAUCAUG
Striga asiatica is the source of this 1241-nucleotide messenger RNA. Lineage: Eukaryota; Viridiplantae; Streptophyta; Magnoliopsida; Lamiales; Orobanchaceae. The record is from the annotation of a GenBank genome assembly.